Rhipicephalus microplus (southern cattle tick) is the source of this 2622-nucleotide messenger RNA. RefSeq lists its product as uncharacterized. The record is from RefSeq and is a predicted model, not a curated record. Gene Ontology annotation, molecular function: protein binding; serine-type endopeptidase activity. Gene Ontology annotation, cellular component: plasma membrane. Gene Ontology annotation, biological process: proteolysis. NCBI's taxonomy places the organism in Eukaryota, Metazoa, Arthropoda, Arachnida, Ixodida, Ixodidae.
UGAUGUUCUCAGUCACUGUUCCGUCCGUUAUGGUGUUUUCAGCAACGCCCGCCACAGAAGUAGACAACGGAACUGAAAGGAUGCUACGGCAACUGAAAAUGAAACCUUGGCGGAAACUACCACGACGCAGAUGUCUUCGGUGUUCCGGGAAAUUGAUGGCGAUGCCAUGAACGACACCGACAUCGGCUGAGCACGACGCAACCGCCUGUCUCGACAACAAUCGACAGAUCCGAUCUUUGUCAACUGAAACCCUGCCGUUCAACGUGACAGACUCUCCGAACACCACGCUGUCGCUGGUCGAGACGGCCACCGACGUCUCCCUGAUGACGACAACGUUGGCCGGUCGUGAUGAACGAUACCGAAUCGAUGAACGCGACGUUGGUGUAUCCCGGCUUCGGCAAUGGCUCGUCGACGGAAGAAGUGGACCCAGACUUGAACGUCAGCAACCGCACUUUCGCCAUGGGCAGGAACCUGACCUUCAUGAACAACAACACCCUGUCAGAGGAUGGUCUGGACGUAGUGAACAGCACCAUGGAUUCUUGGAACAUGACGGCCGACGGCACGCUGCUUAACGCCGCGAACAUUACGUUAAGAGAUGGCGACGGAACGAGCAUGAUGACCGACAGCAACAACAUGACGAACGUGGACAUGACGACCACCGAAUUCUUCAACGAAACCAUGGCGAACUCGACGGAAGACAUGUUCGGCGUCCACUGUUCCACCGAGGAGUUCUUCUGUCCCGCCGAAGGAAGCCACACUUGUCUGAAGACCAACCUCCUCUGUGAUCAGUUUCGAAGACUGCCCUGGAGCACUGGACGAGCAAAAUUGUACCGACACCUGCGGAAUGAACUUCCAGUGCAAGGACAAGACGUGCGUCAUGGCCUCGGCGAAGUGCGACGGCAUACGGGACUGCCCGGAAGGCGAAGAUGAGCACAACUGCGACAUAGUAAACUCCACGUGCAGCGACCUCGAAGUGAUGUGCCCCGACAGCAGCGCCUGCAUCAAGCCGCUCAGUCUGUGCGACGGCAUCUACAACUGCAGAGACCGAAGCGACGAAAGCGGAUGCGUGGACAAGACCCUGUGCGAGCAAUCAAACAAGUUCUACUGCGGAGACAAGCUCUGCAUUCCCUCCGCUUUGAGGUGCGACGGACAUGAGGACUGCAAGGACGGGGAAGACGAGGUCAACUGCACCUGCGGUGAGAACCAGUUCCAGUGCAUGAACGGAUUCUGCGUGUCAUCUGCCACGGGGUCGGUGCGCUGCAACGGAGUCGCCGAUUGCAUCGAUGGAAGCGACGAACGAGGCUGCGUGCAAGUGGACAACAACGGAUUGGCGCAAGGCGUUCGACGGCGACCUGGGUUCGUGGACGCUCAUGUGCGCGGACAACGCGACGCUCGAUCACGGCAACCAACUCUGCCAGGAGAUGGGAUACAGCGGUGCCCUUUCGAUACGAACGGUGAGAGUGGAGGCCAAUGUCACCACGUGGGGCUCGUGGAACGCGCCCGACGACGGUCCCGACACCAUGUGGUCCAAGGGACUCACCUUUGUGGACUCGUGCCAUCACGGUGCGCUCGCCGUCAGGUGCGACUAUUUCGAGUGCGAGAAUCAGACGGAAGUGCUGUUCCGCAUCGAGCGCGAGGCGACGGGGCAGUCGACGCAGAACGACGUCUGGCCCUACCUGGCUCUCCUGCACGGAAACGACUCGUCGACCGCCUGCCACGGAGAGAUCGUGAGCCCGCUCUGGGUCCUCACCACCGCCUACUGUCUCCAGCAGCUUCCGCCGAACGCUUCGCAGCUGUACGUGCAGGCGGGAUUCAUGCGCCCCGCCAGCGCCCGCAAGCACCACAGCGUGGUGCGCGUGGUGCUGCACCCGCACUACUCGCAGUUCCGCUCCAGGACGCUGCCCGACUACGACCUGGCCCUGGUGAGGCUCGCCGAACCGCUGUCGUUCGCCAACCACGUCGCGUCGGCCGUCUGCCUGCCCGACGACGUGGCCCGGCCGGGCGUCACCUGCUUCGUCGGAAGCCUGGGAGACGGAAGGCCCAGAGUUCCGUUCAAGACGGCCUCGUCGAUCAUUCACCUGCCGAUCGUCAUAAACGAGCUGACCACAGUGCAACAACGAGGAACACUACAAGAACGGCGUCACCCAGAAGAUGAUCUGCGGAGAUGGGCGUCAAAUGAAGCGUCAGCUGUGUGACGGUGAUCUUGGAGCUCCUUUGAUGUGCCUCUCGCCGAACAGCAUCUGGCGCCUGGCCGGCGUGCUCAGUUACCAGCGCCACUGCGGCACCUACCAGAAGCACCCGUCCGUGUUCUCCAAUAUCUACGAGAUGCGGGACUUCAUCCACAACGUGACCGGCCUGCUCUCCUACAAUGUCACCCAUGAUCCGCAAUUGUACAGCCUUCUAGAGUUCCCCCAGGCUGACGACGGCAACGUCUCGGCCGCGGUGCGCUCGCACGCCGCCGGCAAGAUGGCCGGCCUCGAGCACAACGCGUCCGCCAUGGCAGCCGCCCUCUACUCUCACGACAACAUCCACGGUGAACACGAAGGAGAGAACGCGAGCGUUACGACGACGCCGGCGUCGGCGACCACGGCGCACGACGUCAUGUUCCUCGACUUGGAGGGC